UUCUAAAUGCUUGAGUACUCUACCCACUGGCCACGACCAUUACCACGCCUCACACAAUUGUCGCCAGGUGAGACAAAGACUGCUAGCAAGAGAACAAGGAGGUGUCAAUGGCGGACGAGCAGUACUACGCUGAGCCGCCAGGGGCGCCACAUGGGCUGCUGCUGGCGAUGGCCUUGGGGCUGCUGGUUGCCUGGCCGCUUUUCGUGGGUCACGGGGGUGCGCCGGUAACCGAUGGCAUCGCCGAGCUGCUCGGCCCCGUGGGCCUACUCCUCCUCCCUAUCGGGCUCCUUCUCCUCAUCACCCUCCUAUCCUCCUACCGCGGCCUUGACGUGUUCGCGUUCGGCGGCUCGCCCGACGCUGUGCACCACGUUGGGGAAUCCGCCAUCGGCGUGGCGCUCAUGCUGGUCCUCGUCCUCGUCCUUCUCUACUACCGGUCCGUGCUCUUCGGCGGCGGCGGAGACGGCGACGAGUAGGCGCUUGGCAGUGCCAGUAGGUAGAGUCCCAUCUUGAGGUGAUUGGUUGGUUGUUCUUUUCCAUGUGCUUGUUCUCUUCCGCCUCUCGCCGUCGUCGGUAGUCUUGCAUCCUACACCACCGGCCAGCAGGCAGCAGUAAUAACAAAGUGACAACUUUGCAUUUAA
Molecule: messenger RNA, 638 nt
Organism: Triticum aestivum (bread wheat)
Lineage: Eukaryota; Viridiplantae; Streptophyta; Magnoliopsida; Poales; Poaceae
Exons: 1
Coding region: 108-473 (121 amino acids)
Source: RefSeq, a predicted model, not a curated record